Molecule: messenger RNA, 375 nt
Organism: Volvox carteri f. nagariensis
Lineage: Eukaryota; Viridiplantae; Chlorophyta; Chlorophyceae; Chlamydomonadales; Volvocaceae
Exons: 3
Coding region: 1-375 (124 amino acids)
Source: RefSeq, a predicted model, not a curated record
AUGGCCACCGUACGCCUCCUCUCAUUGCUGGUCCUCGCGUUUCUGUGCCAAGAAGGUGCCCUGGCUGCAAACGUAACAAGCAGCAAGCCGCCGCUGCCGUCAAACAAGCAGCCGCUUUCGCCCCCGCCGUCGACGCUGCCGUCAAACAAGCAGCCGGUUUCGCCCCCGCCGUCGACGCUGCCGUCAAACAAGCAGCCGGUUUCGCCCCCGCCGUCGACGCUGCCGUCAAACGAGCAUCCACUUCCGCCGCCGCCGGCGUCCAACAACCAGCCGCCAGUUCUCAUGGCUUCGGUUCUCAUGGCAGCCGAUUGCCCGUUAUACUGGAUUCACAUGCUACGUUACGUUGCGAAAACUUUUUUGGAAAAGUGGGCCUGA